Psylliodes chrysocephalus is the source of this 1478-nucleotide messenger RNA. The record is from the annotation of a GenBank genome assembly. Lineage: Eukaryota; Metazoa; Arthropoda; Insecta; Coleoptera; Chrysomelidae.
AGUAUUACCUAUAAAUAUUCAUGGAAAAUAACAUUACCGAAAACAGGGUCAUGCUGGGUAAAAUAACUGGUUUCCCCAGAUGGCCCUGCGUAAUCAUAAAUGAAAACGACGUAAGCAUGGGCGAUGCACCCGACAAUUCAAAAAACUGGUAUAUCGUCCAAUUUUUUAAUGACGGGAAAUACGCCUGGUUAGCCGAGGAAGAUUUAUCUUCUUACGAAGAAAAUGUAGAAUUACUAGCAAAACGAAACCAGAAAGAAAAAAAAUUGUUGAGCGCAAUUAGGGAGGCCGAUCAACAAUUAUUACUAAAAAGAGAAGAUCCUGAUUAUUGUAUUACCGUCAAUAGAAAAAGAAAAAUACCUAAAAUGUUAAGUAUAAAGCAAGAAGCUGAAUUGGACGAAACAAAUUCAAAAAAGGAUGAACAAAUACCCAAAAGGAAGAAAGUCAAUAUAAUAAAUAUUAUAAAUUACGAGGAAAAGAACACUAAACGAGAUAAAGAAAAAAUAGGUAUUGUUGUCGGGAAAGGGGUUAUUGUAGAUGAAUUUGUAAGACAUUUGUUAAUUGCUGGGUUUCACCUAAAUGUUUACAACACGUCGUUUGAAAAAUGGAAUAAAUUAGUCAGAAAGUUUCAACACGUUGGAAACAUAACCGCAUUAUUAAGCGCGAGAGCCGUACUGGAAGGUUCCACAAAUGUUUUCCUUUUCUUUAAAUUCGAGACUGAAGUCGAUGAUAUUAUCAACAAAGACUUUGAGGGUGAUCAGAAAACAAAUAAAAUAAGAACGAAAGGGAUAAUCAAUGCUACUCCUGUAACACCUGCUUUUUCUAAUAAAGUAGAACAGGUCAUUGAAAGAAGUGAAGGUAAAUAUUUGGAAAUGCUUGUAUUAGGAACUAAGAAGCAGGCCAUUGACGCCACAUUAACGCUGUUUACUUCUGGAAAAAGAAGUUUUUUUGAUGAGUGCUUACCUCUGUUUAACGCAUUCUGCGAAAAUGGGUACCAUAUUGGAAAUGCCGGGUCCGCAGCAAAAAUACACCUAUUGUUGCAGAUGGUUAGAGGCAUAAACUUGGCAGCUCUCGGAAACUGUUUCUCUUUGUUGCCCUACCUUGGAAUAUCCAAGGAAAUUUUUAUGACACUGUUGAAGGAAUCAAAUUUGGCCAGUACCUAUAUUAUCGACAAAGCUGUCGCUAUUAAAGAUAAGUCUUUUACUUCAGUGGAAGAGUCUGUUAGUGACAUGGACGAGCAACUUAAAUUAUGCGUUAAGAUGGGCAACAGUGCGGGCCAUAGCAUGUCGCUAACCAAUACUGUACUACAUAUGUUUCAGCUAUGUACAAUGAAAUCGUAUGGAGAUCACGAUGCUAGUGCUGUCAGUUUAUUGAGCCCGUAUCACUACUAAUUAUUUUUCGACUUUGCAUUAUUUUUUCCUCAUUUAUACAUUUCUCUACCUUUUUUUAAUCUCUUACUUUGAUGUUAUUAAAUAUAUAGU